Rhopilema esculentum is the source of this 5044-nucleotide messenger RNA. RefSeq lists its product as uncharacterized. The record is from RefSeq and is a predicted model, not a curated record. Gene Ontology annotation, cellular component: cytoplasm. NCBI's taxonomy places the organism in Eukaryota, Metazoa, Cnidaria, Scyphozoa, Rhizostomeae, Rhizostomatidae. Gene Ontology annotation, molecular function: phosphatidylinositol binding; protein binding.
AAGGGUAUUUGAAAAAACUCCCAUUCUAUUUCAACGUUCUGUAGGUAUCUUGUAAAUGGGAUAACUGCUAUCAUAAGGAAUUUUUUACAAGUUUUGAGAAAUUUCAUCAUGAAUAAGGCACUAAAGUCAGGAUUUCAUAUGACUCUCUUUAAAUACUACGGAAGGUCGAUGUCAAGGGUACUUUUGUGAAAAGGGCACUUCGGCACCCUAUGCCCUCCUAUUAAAAUAGACUUGCUCCCUUGCUCCUCCUAUCUUACGUGAAAGUGUAAUAACAAAUACGACCACGUACAGUAUAACCACCAAAAAAGAAACAACAACACAAUCUAAGGAUAGAAGGAUGGGUAGGUUCUUAGCUUAAUACACCCUCGCAUACUUUUCGCCAUCUCACGCGAUCUGUAAUGUAAAACAAACGCGAAGAGAUUGGAAUCAAGAAAAAGUUUGAGCCAAUGACCCAAGACAAGAUACCGGCCUUAGUUUCUGACCUAUGUUCAACCCAUUUCGUUCAUCGCCUGGAAAUCUGUUGCAAACAUUGCAUAUUAGUUUUGCAACAUAUUUCUGCAAGCAACUAUUAACAUGCUGCACUAAGUGACUAAAGUGUGUUUGACGAAAAUGAAAUUCGUUAUACUUGUUCGCACGUACAAAGAACAUAUGUUUGAGCCCUGGUUUAAUAUGAAUUUCUUUCGCACAACUAUGAAAUAAGAAUUUUUUGUAUUGCUAGAGUAUCAUUUAAUCAACAAAUAUAGAUGAUAGGAAUAAGAAUGAAUUUGGGAAACGGCUGUUCUCAUUUUGAAAGUUGGUUGGCAAUACUGUAAACUCGAGGCCCCAAUAACUUGAACAUUCUUUAUGUCAAAGAGAUAUUGCAUUUUCCUUUCCCAAUACAUUGGAGCUUCAGGCUGCGUUGCGGAGGAUGGAUCUUGAGGCAAAAUCCAUCAUCUAACAUUGAUGCAUGACAGUGGAGAUAUAAAUUAACCAAGUCAGUGCAUUUCUCGAACGUUUUAAGAUAAAUGAGUCACAAUAUCUGAUAUAAUGAUAACUUAGUUUGUUGACAUCUUAAGAUUUAUUGGCUCCCUCCAUGAAUUAUAAACAUCACUUCCAUACUUAUCUAAUCCAGUCAAUAAAUGGUUUUUCCUUCGGGUGUUUUUAAAGACCUUAGUAAUGUUGUAGCGAGAGAUUCGCUGUGGGUUUGUCUACGUUACUUUGAAAGAACAGCUUAGAAUGCUUUCGAAAGGGCUUUGGGUUGGGAGGGGUAGAAAGUCCGGGGCGGUAACCAAAAGUUGUAUCUCGGUCUUUGUCUUCCGCUUGUUACUAUUAGAUUGUUACAAGGUCUAUUUACAACGCAAUAAGCUAUUUCUUUCAGCUACUUAUAUAAAAUCAACGCUCUUCUGUUUGUCACAGAGGAAAACGAUGUCCAAUUUUCCUUUGUCCAUGAAUGUAAUGUUAAGAAUCCUGUACUUGAGAGGGGUGUUUCCCUGGUUCUCAUGGAGACAGAAAAGCAUGGCUACAAAGAUUUUCUAAGGGGGGUCAAUAUUGUGCCCAAGCUGGCCUACAAAGGACCUGCCAGGGAAAGGCUCGGGAGCUUUAGUUCCUAGCAAGGGGAAGGAAAGAGUGAUUUGGAAGAGAGGGAGGAACAGGUAAACUUGUUAAUUAUUAUUCUGAAUAAAAACAAAUUAUAAGGGUCUUGGAAGCAUGGAGAAGUGAGAACAUUCCAAAGUUUAAAAGAUUUCUUUCUUUUUGAGAUAAUUUCUUCCUAUCCCUUUACUCUUUGGAAUAUCUAAUAUCUUGUUUCCCUGUGAAGAAAGGCAAGUUUUCAUUCGCAGAAAUCUCAAGAUGGCGGACUGUGAUGAAAUGAAUUCCGGUACAUUGGUUUAUCGAUAGUGGAGAUGAAAUGUAAUUAAAGGCUUAAAUGCAACAUCUAUCGAAAAAAUAUAGCGAUGGGUAGCAGCUGGUUGGUGUAAAUACGAAUUGAUAAAGGAAGGUUGUAGUCCUACAACUGAAGAUGACUUCACUCCAGGCCUAUCUGCCUCCAAGAGGCUCUUCAAACUGGCAUAGAUCAAGCUCUUUCAGUAUGCUAGGAGAAGAACCAUCAACAAGCAUAAGACAUGUCAUUAUAAGAGAAGUCUGGCUGGAGAAAAAACCAAGCCCUCAUGCGGUGUACAAGAUCGAAAUUAUGAGCAAUUCUUCGCAUUGGUUUGUCUUUAGAAGAUACAAAGAAUUUCAUAAUCUCCAUCAAAAGUUGAUGAAGAAGUUUUCCAUACCAAAAGACUUCUUACCUCCAAAAAAAUUUACAAAUAACAUGGCCAUUGAGACCCUUGAAACUAGAAGGGAAUCUUUGGAACAUUAUCUACAAAAGCUUAUAAAUAGUUGUGAUAGAGAAGUGAGUACAUGCCCUGAGCUGCUAGAGUUCUUGGAUCUUAAAGGCCAUGAUGUAUCACUUGUUGUAAUGUCUCUGGUGAAGUACUUAGCUGCGAAUGGAGAACGAAUCAUUUCGACCAAAGAAUUAUUCACAAUGACACCUGUACAGUUAUAUUGCAUUUCCAGGCAACUUCAACUUCCCCAUCCUUCAAAAGGCGGAGAUAAGAUAAAUCUUGGCCACAUGUAUGAAUUCAUCGGCGAGCUAGAUCGCCUGUGCAUCACUGAUCUCGUUUCAAAGGCAACACAUGGAAAGCAAUUUGAAAUUAACUACUCCUACGACUUGUCAAUGUUCACCAAACUCACGGAGCUGCAGAUUGAAGGCUGCAGGCUGGCAUCUGUUUCAGGGGUGAAUGUAUUGCCUCAAAGACUAAAAUCGCUAACUUUGAGAUAUUGUGUUCACACGAUGAAGGAAUUCUUGAUCGACUGUGCUGCUGAGAAGAGACGGGCACCCGACGCAAAAAAUACCAAAGAUUCUUGGAGAGCACAAGCUGCAUACAAACUUUCAAACAAAAGGAUUAUAGUCCAACCUUGGGUUUGUUUGACUUACUUGAACUUGAGUCACAACAACAUUCUUGGUCUGGAUAAUAGCAUUAGCCUGUUGCCUGCCAUUCGUGAGUUGGAUCUAAGUUAUAACAAAAUGGCACAUCUUGAUCUCAGCCUGUUAGAUGAAUCACCACUGCAAAGAUUGCUAUUGGUCGGUAAUGAAAUCUACUUGAUUUCCGGUUCCACGAAGACGCUGAUGCACUUGAAAGUUUUGAAUCUCAAGCAGAACAGAAUACAGAGUAUCGAAGGUCUGCUUUGCGCGCAAGGUCUUACCAAUUUAGAUCUUUCACACAACUCCAUUGUUAUCCUUUCGGAAAUUCGAAAAUUAGCAGCUUUGGAGCAUUUGCAAAAGUUGGCCGUGAUAGGAAAUCCUAUGGCGAAACAGAAACGACACCGCAUUAUGAUUUUAGCAAGCUUCAGAGGACGAGAUUUUGAACUUGACGGAAAAGGAAUUUCGCGAAAAGAAAGGGCUAAGCUGGAAGCAAGGUAUAACUCAGAGGAUGAAGUUGAUUUUGAUGACACCAUGAGCAUCAGUACUGUAUCUGACGAUGAUAUGGAUUCUGGGAUUGAUGGUCACGUGCCAUCUUUAGAGCCACUUUUAGAGGAAGACGAUUAUAUUGUUGUUGAUAAAGAUGUUAAUUUGGGAAGUUUAAGUCUAUGUGAAACGGGUGAGUGUAAUUCAUUUAUGCAAGAAUUGCCAGAUGGGAAUCAGUUUGAGAGUCCUAUGGGCAGCCCUGCUAGUUCUCGGAAACAAGCUUUAUCCCACAAUCGAAUGGUAACACGGAAGAGAACUGACAAACCGGAAUUAGAAAGUUUCAAUAGCUACCAGGAAUCGCUCGCGGCAAAUUGGAAGCCAGGAUCAGAAUUUCUUGAAAGGAAGUGGUCUGGCAAAGAAAGACGUAAAACUGAUGGCGGAAAUGGCCAAACAAAUCGGAGCGUUCGGAAACGAACAGAUCAGUGUGGUCCGACGCAAAAUGAUAUGGACAGUCAUCUGGCGAGCCACCCUGCACAAGCAAAUGCAUUGAAAAGAAAUGACAAAAGCACAAAUAAAGGAAAACCUAAAAAGAACCCUAGUUUGACUUCCUUUGAUAAACUGGUAAGAAACACCAGGAAAAGAGAAAAGAGACAGAUUAUAGACUUGUGGAACACCAAUAUAGGUACAGAAAGGGAGGGUAUGACAUCACCUCUUCCAGAUUCAUCAGGUCUACCGACGGAUGGAGCCCUGAAAAAUGACUUUACUCGCAACCAGGCUGUUUUUAAGAAAAACGUAGUGCUUUUGCCGGAAAUUGACGAGUUUCGUGUCGAAGAUGCUGAUGAAGAUGAACUUUGGAACGGUGAAGAAGACUGUGAAGCUGGAACCGAAUGCGAUGAAAAUUUAGAGAAUUAAACAUAUUAAGUUAAGGCAAUGUGAAUAAGAAUUAAUUGUUGUCUUUAAGAAUUCAAUUACCUAAAUUAUUUUUUGUCAAAAAUAGCAGCAUCUGUUGCGUUCAACGAGGUGCUCGUUAAUUUCUAGUGAAUGCUUUAGCCCUUGUUGUUUUCAGACAGGCGGACCAUGGCUUUACCAAGCAUCCUUAUUUGAUAGAGCAAAUACGAGGAGCUGAAAAAUAUUGAAGAAAAGUAUAGAAUUUCCAUGAAACCAGCAGUAAAUAAGUAUGGAUAGGUUAGACCACUCAAUCGUCACUAGUCAUGGGCUCCCAUAACGGUUGGAAAGUGGGGAGGAGACCAAGGGAGAAUUUGACAUCCAUAACAAAAGAUUUUGAAAAAAUUGUUUGGUUUUGCAAAAGCGUCCCCUUCGUCGAAGGCCCUGCUAUUUCAAAUGAAGUAAAACUCCUGGUUAAGCAAUUUAUCACAAAUGAUUCCGUAAUCCUUUUUUGUAGUAUUUUUGAAACCCAUUUUUGUUAUCAAUCAGUUCGCAACUGUUUUUUUACACUGUGACUCAUGCGUUUAUAUGUAGAUACACGACACGAAAGUACUGCUUGCAAUUUAGAUAAAUGUAGUUUCUAUACACAAAGCGUAUAGCUCUAACAAUAAAAUCAUGAUUUUAAUCCGAUACAUAGUUGGACUCUUUUUCUUUUGCUCUGCAAAUUUA